Molecule: messenger RNA, 1457 nt
Organism: Thalassophryne amazonica
Lineage: Eukaryota; Metazoa; Chordata; Actinopteri; Batrachoidiformes; Batrachoididae
Gene: leprotl1
Product: leptin receptor overlapping transcript like 1
Exons: 4
Coding region: 126-521 (131 amino acids)
Biological process (GO): negative regulation of growth hormone receptor signaling pathway; late endosome to vacuole transport via multivesicular body sorting pathway
Cellular component (GO): endosome
Source: RefSeq, a predicted model, not a curated record
AAAUCAUAAUUCCGACACACCGCGAAGGCAGCAGCAGGAGCAGCAGGCUCCUAAUUAUCCGAAGAGGAGGAGGAGGAGGUCUGGUGUCAUUUAUUAGGGCUGUGCGGGGCUUUUGUCCAGGAGAAAUGGCAGGGAUUAAAGCUCUCAUCAGCCUAUCUUUUGGAGGAGCCAUCGGCCUCAUGUUCCUCAUGUUAGGAUGUGCGCUCCCCAUAUACAACAAAUAUUGGCCGUUGUUCCUCCUCUUCUUCUACAUUCUCUCUCCCAUUCCUUACUGCAUCUCUCGGAGGGUGGUGGACGACACAGAUUCGGCCAGUAAUGCCUGCAAAGAGCUGGCCAUCUUCCUCACAACGGGCAUCGUCAUCUCAGCUUUUGGUCUGCCCAUCAUUUUCGCAAGAGCUGGAGUAAUCGCCUGGGGGGCGUGCGCGCUCGUGUUGACGGGUAACAUAGUCAUCUUCGGGACCAUUCUGGGCUUCUUUCUUGUGUUCGGGUCCAACGAUGACUUCAGUUGGCAGCAGUGGUAAACAGCAGAAGGAAGGGAGAACGUAGUCUAAAACUGUUUUUCUUAGCGUUACAAAAUAUUAUUGAUAUUACCGUUCUGUUCUUGUUGUCAUUUAUAUGACCGCCCAUCCAUAGACACACCAAAACAGUGCAAUACCUUUUUUUUAUAUGCAUCACUUUGAACUGACAUUCAGAUGGAUUUGUUCUCAUUUCAAGUUGUCACUUCUGACUUCUGUAUUGUUGCAUUUUCUUGAUCUGUGUGUUUGAUGUCAUUCCGACCUAGUUUAAAAUGAGUAUUUGUGUAAAUAAACUCCACAGAAAACGCCAUCAAAUUGAAUGUCAGGAAGGCUCAAUUUAAAGGAAAGCACCAGCCUUCCUUUGUCCAUUUCUCGUCUCUUUUAUUUCUCUAUUUAUUCUUUAAAAUGAAUGAGAAAACAUUGUUUUCUUUGAUAAAAGCACAGAUGGGUUUUCAGUUCUGGUCUCUGGACACUUGAGCAUGUUGACUCGCACUUCCCUUUGAAUAGCUGUUGCUGAAGCUUAUUGUUUUUAUCUAAAGUGACAUCAGUGAAGUAAAACCAUUAAAACCACAAAUAAAGGUUGCAGCUGUGUGCUACCCGUUGAACAGAUAGUAGAGUAUUUGCCCCCAAACCAAUUCAAAACACUAAUUUUCAAGUUAACUUGGGUGUCAAGCCAUUGUAGCGACUGGACUAGUUUGGUUAGCUUAGCCAGUUGGUAACUAGAUAUUAUGUCAACAGGUUCUAUUGGUUCUUGUCUUACCGGUGACUGAAGGGAAGUCAGUUUGAUGGUGGAAAAAUUCUUCUAAUGUCUUCAAGUUCUGUUUUGUGUUAUGUGGCGCAGCACACAGAUGUGAAUGCAGUUUGUUUUCGUCACCAUAAACAUCAGCAGUAUUACAUCAUCUUAUGAUUGAAUAUUAAUAGGAAUUAAUUUAUCAGAGUUUU